UUUGUAUUGUUUUCUUUUUGUAGUAAAUGUUUGUAUUUUCAAGGUCGUCGGUCGGACUGCUAAGUUUGUUGUUUGGCAGGGAGAUGGUCUCAUGCGAAAUUCACAAGAUCUCUGUGUGUAUUUGAACCUAGUUUUCUGUAUCAUAAUCUGAAAGAGCAGAUGAGAUGUCCACAGACAUGUGGUCGCACUAAUCAUACGAAUAUUGGUCGACGUAUUCAAUUAAAGUGUGGUAGUUGUCAGCAACAAAUACGUAACAUCUACAAAUUUCUGCAGCUUUAUUCACGUUUAGAUGUGUAAGUAAUAGUAAUGGCAUUCCUUCUGAUUGAUUCGCAGCAAAAAUAAAUGUAACUGUAAUGAUGAAAGUAUCCACGCUUUCAUCCAUGAAACCAAUAAAAUGUUGAACGAAGAUUUGGAAAGUUCACUUAUGAAGGAAGUAGAAGAUGUUCUGAGUAAAGCACACAUAACUCUUUUACCGCAAACUCAAGGGAAAUCUGUCGCCUUGUUAGAAUCUGAGAAGUCCAUGUCGAAGUCAGAGCGCAGAAGAACCACCUGUGAAAGUAAAACUCAGAGGGAGAUUAAUACGACUGUAGUAAAACAGAAAAAGUAUAUCCCUGCACAUAUGAAGGCUCCGUACAAAGCUGAUAUUUUGUCAAAACGCCAGCCAGUCAAACUGUUGAGAAAAGUGAAAAAAUAUAUUGGUGAAAGUAAAGAACAUAAAAUUGUGGAAUGUAAUGAACACAAAAAGUCUAUUCAGCGGGAGUAUGCCCAGAACAUGCACCGUGUAAUUUAUUCACAUGUAGUGUGCACUUGCAGUCAGAUUCAGACAGGCCAAGAAGCAACGCUGGUUAGGCAGCUGGACAAGGAUUUUCUUCGUCUGCGAACUUUACUCCUAAGAACAGAGCAGUUAGGAAGAUGGGAAGAUGGAGGAAUUCUGUUAAAGUUAUAUCGAAAAGUAAGUAUUUCGCGUCUAUGAUAUUCAUUGUGUUAACUACACGGAAUGCUAUCCUCUGACCACAUGUACAUGUGUGCACCUUGCAAUGAAGCACGUGUCGUGUUAAUUGUUUACCAUGAUACUAGUAAGUGUGGCAGUCGGUUACGAUUAUUAUUUCAACGGUUGUUUUCACACAAUGAUAAGUUUCUGAUUUUGGUAACAUUUUGAGUAGGAUUUCUGCCCAUGAUCUCAUCAAUUCGUGGAAUUAGUUUUAAUCCCUGAAACUAAAAACAAUUCCAAAUCCUUAUUUCGAACCGCAUUCCAUCACGAAGUGAAAUCAUUUGGCGAAAUCAACUAAGUCCCUACAAACCAACACUCCUCUUGUUUUUUGAAAUUAUUGAACAAAAACAAAAUUGUAAAAGACGCUCAUCGUAGUCGGUUCGU
Messenger RNA from Trichobilharzia regenti, 1375 nucleotides. NCBI's taxonomy places the organism in Eukaryota, Metazoa, Platyhelminthes, Trematoda, Strigeidida, Schistosomatidae. The record is from the annotation of a GenBank genome assembly.